This is a messenger RNA of Falco peregrinus (peregrine falcon), 1277 nucleotides long. It is a transcript of the gene JKAMP, whose product is annotated as JNK1/MAPK8 associated membrane protein. NCBI's taxonomy places the organism in Eukaryota, Metazoa, Chordata, Aves, Falconiformes, Falconidae. The record is from RefSeq and is a predicted model, not a curated record. Gene Ontology annotation, biological process: response to unfolded protein. Gene Ontology annotation, cellular component: membrane. Bases 73 to 1017 code for a protein of 314 amino acids. The transcript is spliced from 7 exons. Gene Ontology annotation, molecular function: ubiquitin protein ligase binding.
GCGCCGGAAGCGGAGGUGACGCGUCCGGAUGUAGUUCGGGGGAGCCGGAGGGGCUGCGGCUGGGUUAGCGGGAUGUUCCGCUCCGCUGUGGACAUCCAGCCCGCCUGCCUCGGGCUGUACUGCGGCAGGACCGUCCUGUCGGUCAACGGCUCCGUGGAGACCUACGGGGACUGCGGGGUAUGCCCUAGAGGUCAAAGAACUGAUGACAACAAAAUUUGCAGGGAAUGUAUGGGAUCUCCGGACCGCUAUGACUGGCUGUACCUUGGCUUCAUGGCCAUGCUUCCCCUGGUUUUACACUGGUUCUUUAUUGAAUGGUACUCAGGAAAAAAGAGUUCCAGCGCGUUGUUGCAGCAUGUCACCGCCUUGUUUGAGUGCAGCAUUGCAGCAAUUGUUACCCUGCUUGUCAGCGACCCUGUCGGCUCUCUGCGUAUCCGCUCCUGCAAGGUGAAGAAGCUUUCGGAUUGGUACACGAUGCUUUACAACCCAAGUCCUGACUACAUCACCACAGUGCACUGCACCCAUGAAGCGGUCUACCCCCUGUACACCAUUGUGUUCAUAUAUUACGCCUUCUGUCUUGUGUUAAUGAUGCUACUUCGGCCUCUUCUGGUUAAGAAAAUUGCCUGUGGUUUAGGAAAGUCUGAUCGAUUUAAAAGCAUUUAUGCAGCACUCUACUUCUUCCCUAUCCUCACCGUGCUUCAGGCUGUUGGCGGAGGCCUGCUCUAUUAUGCCUUUCCAUACAUCAUACUGGUGUUGUCUUUGGUUACACUGGCUGUGUACAUGUCUGCUUCUGAAGUGGAGUCUUUCAAGGAUCUUCUUGUCAGGAAGAAAAGGCUUGUCGUCCUCUUCAGUCACUGGUUACUUCAUGCCUAUGGAAUCAUCUCCAUUUCCAAACUGGAUAAGCUUGAGCAGGACCUGCCACUGCUUGCCUUGGUACCUGCACCUGCCCUUUUCUACUUACUGACAGCGAAGUACACUGAGCCAUCACGCAUACUCUCAGAAGGUGGAAAUGGACAUUAAAAGGAGCCUGUGCCAACAAUGCUGUCCUAACGGUCUGGAUUAAGCAAUUUUAGUGCUUGUUAUGCUUUGGAAACUUCUGUUUUAAAAGAAGUUAUUUAUGUACAAGACUUCUAAGGUGAAACACCUCUAAGUGAGACUGUAUAAUAUUAAAAAGCUGCACUUUGUAUUCUUCAUAAGUAUCUGGAAUAGAUCAAAGGGAAUGUCUUUGUAUCUAUUUAUCACUGUGAAUCUGUAUAAAAAGCUUGUGCUACAUUCUAGUA